AUGCCAGGCCUCCUGCAAGCAAAGAACCCUCGUGUGCAUGGUGCAGCCGUCGAGGUCUUGAGCAGCACACUGCUGCCGAAGCUGGCCGAAAGGCUGCACUGCGCUUGGGCGCAAAUGUCCACGGCCAUGCGGCAGCGGGAGGACAGAGGUGCCGUCCGAGCUGCUAUGGCAAAGGAACAGGACGUGCUCGACUUUUUGGUCGACCUCCUGAGCCUCGGUCAGCCUGCAGUGACGCAGGCCGUGGCAACGGUGAUCGUCUGCGGGCCGCUGCUCUCCCAGCUGCGCGUGCUGGCAGAGCGCCACCGGUACAUGAAUAGACCCCAGAGCAUCUGGGAG
Molecule: messenger RNA, 336 nt
Organism: Symbiodinium necroappetens
Lineage: Eukaryota; Dinophyceae; Suessiales; Symbiodiniaceae
Source: the annotation of a GenBank genome assembly